ACAGUGUUGUGAGUUGAAUGGCACCCGAUACGCAACGCAAGUCGCUCGGAGUUGGGCGAAUGCCGCACUAGUCGCAAGUCGCAACUCGACAGUUCGCAGUUCUCGGCUCAGUCAAAACUCAAAGCCAAUCGCUCGCCGUCCGCCGAGCAGUGCGCACGUGUGAACUGUGAUCGUGCCGCGUGCUGUUGUGAUCGUGAACGUGUUGUGAGUGAACUGUUGAGCACUUGCCGGCCGCCAUGGUGCGCAGCCUGGCUCAGUGGACGAAGACGCUGAGCUUCCCAGCGCGGCUCUCCCCCAACCGCGCCUCCAAGGAGAGCGUGGUGGCGGCGCCCGGGGGCUCCCCCACGCCUAGCGCCGCCUCUCUCCCGCAGGGCUCCGACAAAACAGCCUCGCCGGUCCCCAUCACUGAGAUCACCCAAAUAAUAUAUCCGGAUCCGGACUCGGAGAAAGCGAUAAUGGGUUCCGUCGUGUACUGCAUCCAUCACAAGGAAGGAUGCCAGUGGUCCGACGAACUCCGCAAGCUGAAGGCGCACCUGAACACCUGCAAGCACGACGCGGUGGAGUGCGCGGCGCAGUGUGGCGCCAUGAUCCCGCGGGUGCUGAUGCAGGACCACCUGCGGUACACCUGCGCGCGGCGCCGCACCAGCUGCCAGCACUGUCACAACGAGUUCUCGGGGAGUGCACUGGAGGAACACCAGGGCAACUGUACCCAUGAGCCAGUGUACUGCGAGAAUAAGUGCGGCGCCAAAGUUCAGCGGCGCCACACGCAGCAGCACUUGCAGCAACACUGCAGCAAACGCCUAGUGCCCUGCAGACACUGCGGACAAAAAUACACACAGGACACGUUGGGUGCGCACGUGGCGUCGUGCUGGCGUGCGCCCGUGCCGUGUCCGCAGCGGUGCGCCGCCGCGCCUGCACGUGACGAUUUGGAUGCGCAUCUGCGGGAACACUGCGCCGCCGCGCCGCUACCGUGCGCCUAUCGCGACGCCGGCUGCCGCUUCAAGGGCACGCGGCAGGCGUUGGAGCGGCACACUGCGGACUCCUGCCAAGCACACUUGGCGCUGGUGUGUGGCCUGGCCACGCGGCAGGCGCGCCAACUAGAUGCGCUGCGGGCCUCGCUGACGCGCCUCACAAUAAACCAGUCGGGUGCGCUCGUGUGGCGCGUCACCGACGUCGCCGCCAAGAUGGCCGCCGCCGAGACCCAGGACGGCGCCGAGCUGGUGUCGCCGCCCUUCUACACCAGCCAGUACGGCUACAAGCUGCAGGCGUCCCUGUUCCUUGGCGGCAACGGCGCGGGCGAGGGCUCGCACGUUUCGGCUUACAUCAAGCUACUCCCGGGCGAGUGGGACGCGCUGCUCCGCUGGCCGUUCUCGCACGCCGUGUCCUUCACGCUGUUCGACCAGAGCGGCAGCCCAGAGCGCGCCUGCAACAUCGUCGAGAGCUUCGUCCCCGAUCCCACCUGGAACAAUUUCCAGCGACCCUCCAAGGAGCCCGACGCCCUCGGCUUCGGGUUCCCCAGGUUCGUCUCGCACGAGAUGCUCAAGAAAAGGAAUUUCGUCAAAGACGACAUCCUCUUCCUCAGGGUCAAAGUGGACCCCAGCAAGAUAGUGGCGGUGUAGCCGCCGCAAUUGAUUAGAUUAAGUUUACUUUACCUCUCUUUAGUCAUAGCGUAAGUUGUAAAUAAUAAUGAUUUGUACAUCUAAGGUGUAAAUAUUAUAUAAACAAUUGUGGCUAAUGUGUACAUAUGCCACUCGCUCUUGUUAUCCUUUCACUGAAGAUCUCUUGAGUUUCAAGGUCGGGCUGGCGACCCCCGGCGCCGCCUUACGGAGCGCGGGGGGCUUCGGGAAAUGCACACACGUUGUCUUAGAUCACUACCAAGAUAGUGUGUUGACCUGCAUGUAUAUGUUCAAUAGCGUUUUCGUCGCCUUGUACAGAAGAUAAAAGGCGAUUAGAAAAAUGAUAAAACAGUCGAAACCGGUUGUAACUUAUCUGUGCAUGAAGAUAUAAACACAUACGUAUGGUCAUUGGAAUUCAUCGGUUAUAGACGAGCAACCGCCAUUACUGUCUCACUAAAACAAAAUAAUACUUUGUUAACUUUCACUUAACUUUUUUAACUUUAGUACAUAAGUUAACGGAAUAAGAUUGAUACUAGAGCUGUUUCUGUUAAUAUGAGCUCACAUCCUGUGAUCCCGAGAUAUGGCCUCGCGCUAUGAGUGGUAAGUAGUUAUUUUACACGUCAUAAUCAAUUUGGCUUGCGAUAUUUUACUUAUCCCAAAGGCUAGGUAAAAACACCUUGUAAAAAUAAGCAUAAACUGCAAAAUAAAACAAAGAUCGAAUUAUGAAAGAGACUUUACUAAGUUGGUUCAAAUAUCGAGUUUAUAUUUAUAUUUUUAAUCGCACAUCCGGUUUCGACUGUAAACAGACGCACAGCCCGCAGGCCCGACAUCUUUGUACAUAGUAUAAUAUGAUUUACUUAGUACCUAUUUAUUGUAUUCAGUUUCAAGUUCGAAGUUUAUUGUAUAUAUUAUAAUAAGUAAUGCAAUAAUAUGUCGCGUUAUGCUGGAGAUAGACCAAAGUGUGUUGGUGGGUUGGCGCCGCUCGGUGGUACUGGUUUUUACCGGUCGUUACCGGCGGGCGCGGACAGCUUCACCCAACGCGGAACGAACUGCCUCUGUAUACUACGAGCGUGUGGUUCAAGUUAUUUGUGUAUUUCUAAGUUCUCAAUGAUGGCUGCAAGUGAUUCGGCUUAAUGUAGAUCUCUAUACUAACGCUUGAUUGUGAAAUAAUCUCAUUCUGUAAUUUUACAUUCCACAAAAUUUAUUAAAUGUAAGAACAAUUUGUCAUAAGUACCGUUUUAUUAGAUUAAGAAAAAUACUAAUAAGAUUGAUAUGCCCUCAUCAUUUACCUCAAAAUCCUUAUCGAUAAAGUACCUAUCAAUCAAUAUGUGUCUACCAAAACCAAAGUUUUCGGGAUGCGUACUUUUUAAAUUUUUUCACUGCUGUUGUCUCGUCGUGAACAUAAUGAAAUCAAUUAAUUAAUUAAAACAAACUAUUUUAAUCGAGUUUAAUCUCCACAGUAGGUACGUAUAUAUAACAGAGAGUAACGACAUUAAUUUUUAUAUUACAAUUAAUAAGAUUACCACAGAGUAUCAAGUACUUAAGUAUAAGUGACUUUGACAGGCGUUAACAGUUGUUAUUUUAUUGAUUUUGAAGAAUAGUAAAUGCUAAUAGAGAUUUAUUUUUGUGAGCCCAUGGUCUUAGUGUUUUCUAAGAUUGUAAAGAUUAAAACUCGUAUAACUGAAUUUCACAUAUAGGUGUUUGUGUAUGUCUCAUUUUUAAUAUGUAUCUAAGGCCGUGUCCACACGUAACGAACGGUGGCGAAAGAAAACUAACAAACGAAAGAGAAAGAGCGUGACGAGAUGAGCGGAGGAUAAGGAUAGCUUUUAUUCGUUGUGUGUGGACAACGUCUUACCCGACGUUUCGAUGCCUUUGCAGGUCAAAGUGUCUAGUAUUACGUUGUUUUACCGUAAUUAAUGUAUAAUAAAGACCAAAUUAUCAGUUUUUGUAAAUGUAUGUAUAUUAACACUUCACGUUUUAUAUAAACAGUAAUUUUACCUUAACAUCAUUGACAUACAAUAUACAACUAGACUCACAAUUACAAACACUCACGUUCCAAAAUUUGUCUGAAGCAAAACUCUACCUACGCGUCUAUCAGGCAGAGUUUUCGUUAAGUUUUAAUCAUUUAGCUGAAUAAUUACAAUUAAUUGCCAAAACAAAGUGUUCUUACCUCGUGUUCGCAUCCACGUGCGUUUCUAGCGCGUGACGUCUAGUUACUACUUCUAACGGGCGUAUACGAUAGCCUUUGAACAUUACUGCCACGAAAUAAGGUGUUAAUUUGAAUGAAUGUUUUAAUGUUACCUGUAUAUUUACACAACGACUGGGAGUCUAGUUUUUUAUUGUACAUCAAUGAUUAGCACAAACAAUAUCCUGCUCAUGUACCUACAAUCUUUCUACAAAUGAAUCCAGUAUACUGUAUGUACUUAAGUACUAAUACAUAUAUAUUAACUAAUAUUUAUAUCAGAUUUAUAUAUAGAUAUAAUAUUUUUAUAUUUUUUCAAUGUCUUAGUUCGUAAUAUUAAGUAUUUUAAGUACCUACCAUCAGUAAUAACAAUAAGCCUAACAACCUUAGCUGUAGGUUAGAUUGAUAAGACAGGCAACUCGUGUGACAGUUGACACCAACAACACGUAGAUACCUACUGACAUUGUACUUUAUAAAAUGGAAAAUAUACUUCUCUUUUGAAAUA
This is a messenger RNA of Leptidea sinapis, 4303 nucleotides long. RefSeq names its product TNF receptor-associated factor 4 (gene Traf4). NCBI's taxonomy places the organism in Eukaryota, Metazoa, Arthropoda, Insecta, Lepidoptera, Pieridae. Gene Ontology annotation, molecular function: protein binding; zinc ion binding. Gene Ontology annotation, cellular component: plasma membrane signaling receptor complex. The coding region runs from base 237 to 1619 and encodes 460 amino acids. The transcript has 7 exons. Gene Ontology annotation, biological process: protein K63-linked ubiquitination; tumor necrosis factor-mediated signaling pathway; regulation of apoptotic process. The record is from RefSeq and is a predicted model, not a curated record.